Molecule: messenger RNA, 858 nt
Organism: Chanos chanos (milkfish)
Lineage: Eukaryota; Metazoa; Chordata; Actinopteri; Gonorynchiformes; Chanidae
Gene: bdnf
Product: brain-derived neurotrophic factor
Exons: 1
Coding region: 16-858 (280 amino acids)
Biological process (GO): nerve growth factor signaling pathway; nerve development; cell surface receptor protein tyrosine kinase signaling pathway
Cellular component (GO): synaptic vesicle; axon; dendrite
Molecular function (GO): nerve growth factor receptor binding; growth factor activity
Source: RefSeq, a predicted model, not a curated record
CAGGUUAGAAGAGUGAUGACCAUCCUGUUCCUUACUAUGGUUAUUUCAUACUUCAGUUGCAUGAGAGCUGCGCCCAUGAGAGAGGGCCCGGGGGUGCAGGGGGGCCAUCGGGCUGAGGGUUACCUGGGUGCUGCUGCUGCCGCCGCCGCCGUCGCUGCUUCGGCCGGCCGUGGCCACGGGACUCCACAGAGUGGGGGGGGGCUGACCUCACUCACGGAUACUUUCGAGCAGGUCAUAGAGGAGCUGCUGGACGUGGAAGGGGAGGAUACGCAGCACCUCGGGCCAGGGGCUGAUCAGGGCCAGGGAGGGGGGGGCCCCGGGGCCGCCGCCGCCGCCGCCGCUGCAGCCGCAGUCGCCGCGGAAACAAAGGACGUCGACUUGUACGCAUCGCGGGUGAUGAUCAGCAACCAAGUGCCUUUGGAGCCACCAUUGCUCUUUCUAUUGGAGGAAUACAAAAACUACCUGGACGCCGCCAACAUGUCGAUGCGUGUGCGGCGGCACUCUGACCCCGCACGGCGCGGGGAGCUCAGCGUGUGUGACAGUAUUAGCCAGUGGGUGACGGCCGUGGACAAAAAGACGGCCAUAGACAUGUCCGGCCAGACCGUCACCGUUCUAGAGAAGGUUCCGGUACCUAACGGUCAGCUGAAGCAAUACUUUUACGAGACCAAAUGCAACCCAAUGGGGUAUACAAAGGAGGGCUGCCGGGGAAUAGACAAGCGGCACUAUAACUCACAAUGCCGGACAACCCAGUCGUAUGUUCGGGCGCUCACCAUGGAUAGCAAAAGGAAGAUCGGCUGGCGGUUUAUAAGGAUAGACACUUCCUGUGUAUGCACAUUGACCAUUAAGAGGGGAAGAUAG